Molecule: messenger RNA, 2955 nt
Organism: Periophthalmus magnuspinnatus
Lineage: Eukaryota; Metazoa; Chordata; Actinopteri; Gobiiformes; Gobiidae
Gene: slc35c1
Product: solute carrier family 35 member C1
Exons: 3
Coding region: 137-1243 (368 amino acids)
Biological process (GO): GDP-fucose import into Golgi lumen; protein O-linked glycosylation via fucose
Cellular component (GO): Golgi apparatus
Molecular function (GO): antiporter activity
Source: RefSeq, a predicted model, not a curated record
GGAUGCAGGGCGGAAGUGCUUUUGUUUGCGGAAGUCCACUCAGGAGGUGUCAUGUUAGCGCUGCACUGUUACCUCUCAGUGGCUCAGAUCUGUCGCUUUUCCUCCUCUAAAUCCUUCUAAAUGCUCGUGUUUCUGUAUGGCCAUGAACAGGAUUCAGCUGAAGCGCUCCGGGAUCCUGAGAAUGGCUCUGUCCGGCUCCGAGGCGGCGGACAUGGACGCGCGGGGGGACGCGUUCUUUCUCCGGGCGGCGAGGAUCGCAGCUGUGGUCGCUCUGUACUGGUUCGUGUCGAUAACAAUGGUUUUUCUCAAUAACUAUUUACUGGACAACCGUGAGCUGGAUGCGCCGCUGUUCGUGACUCUGUUCCAGUGCGCAGUGACCGUGGCGCUGUGCUGGCUCCUCCCGCUGCUCUCCGCGCUCUGUCCCGGUUACGUUGAGUUCCCUUCGCUGAAGUUUGACCCGAAGACGUCCCGGGAGGUGCUGCCGCUGUCUGUGGUGUUCAUUGCUAUGAUCACGUUCAAUAACAUGUGCCUGAAGUACGUCGGAGUGGCCUUUUACACCGUGGGCCGAUCCCUGAGCACCGUGUUCAACGUGCUGCUCUCCUACGCCAUCCUCAGGCAGGGCACGUCACUGCGCGCGCUCCUCAGCUGUGGAGUCAUACUGGGUGGGUUCUGGCUGGGCAUAGAUCAGGAGGGACUGGCUGGCUCCCUCUCCUGGACUGGAGUAGCGUAUGGAGUGUUAGCCAGCGCCUGCGUCUCUCUUAACGCCAUUUACACCAAAAAGGUCAUGCCCGCAGUGGACGGCAACAUCUGGAAGCUCUCUUAUUAUAACAACAUCAACGCAUGUGUCCUUUUUGUCCCUCUUAUCAUCGUUUUCGGAGAGCUCCAACGCAUCACUAGCUUCAGCCGUCUCACAGAUUUGACAUUUUGGUCCAUGAUGACUCUUGGAGGGGUUUUUGGGUUCGCGAUCGGGUACGUUACAGGUUUGCAGAUCAAAUACACAAGCCCGCUCACUCAUAAUGUGUCGGGGACAGCGAAGGCGUGCGCUCAGACUGUGAUCGCAGUGGUCUAUAAUGGCUCCACCAAAAGCGCUCUGUGGUGGACCAGUAAUCUGAUGGUACUGGGAGGGUCGUCAGCGUACACGUGGGUAAAGAGUCUCGAGAUGAAAAAGACGCCGCAGAAGGAGGUGCAGGAUUCAGUGAAGGAGAGACUGCUGCCGGGAGACAAGGCCGACGUGGGAGUGUGAAGUUAAAUCCUUCAAUAAAAAAAAAAAAAAAAUGUGAUCAUGAUUUAUUUGAUUUUAAUUAUAUUUUAAAUUGAUUUGACAGGUUAGACUACUCAUUUCUAAUGUUGUCACGAUCCUAAAAUUUUAACUCAAUUCCGAUACCACGAUGAUCAUAAAAACACUCUUUCUUUAGACAAUAGAAUGGGAUUUUCGACGUUAAAUCGUAGUACUAUUUAUAUUCCCAUGUGACCUUAUUCAGCAAAGAUUCAUUUCUGUAAUUAGUGUCUGUUUUUUUGACACUUUUAACAACCCUGCUCAUUUCACAUCUACUGCAGCCCGUGUCCAACCAGGAAAAUUACAAACUUUACCAAAAUUACAAACUAGAAAAGACUAGGGAAGAUUUUUUGUAACAUCUUAAAUGAUUAGUGAGAUGGGAAAUAAUUGGUCUAACAUGUCAUAGGCACUUUAAGCAUUUUCUAUGUAAUGACUGAAAUAUUUCUUGUCAUGUGUCAUGUUUGGGUACACUUUUUGUUUCCUUUCAAAUGAUUCUCGGAGCUGAAUAAUGGCACGAGUUUCUGAAGCUAUUGUGUAUUUAUACUGACAGAGAAGACAUGGACUUUGAGCCAGUUUUUGUUUCAUGUGGCUAGGUCCAGUAAUUAGAGACAUUAAUCAUAAACCAAGUCCACACAUCUGUAAUCUGACAGUUAAACGGCAAACUCCACCUGCGAAUCCAAACCUGUCUCCAGCUCAGGUUUAAACUAUGAGGACUGUACAGUGUGCUGAUGUCACAUGAUCACAGCCUCUCUAUCGACCUCUUACUGACUGAAAUGGAAAUAUAGUUUCUGAAUUUACAUGAAAAGAAUGUGUAUUGUUCAUAUGAUUUAUUUACAUGUAACUUUUCUGGUGGAGGGUUUGACCCACUUAUCUCCAUGGAAAUGUUAUUGCUUUGACUUGAAUGUUCCACUUUAAUUUAACAUUUCUUUAUUUAAUGAGAUUUUUAAAGUUAUAUGCAUUCUUACUGUGAGGUAGGGAUGCACUGAUACCAAUACUGGUAUCGAAUAUCGACACAGAUACUGAAAGAUUAGCUGGAUCAGGUAUUGAUUCCAUGAUGCCAGUUAAGCUGAUAUCCUGGUUUAGCCUUUAACUGGAUGUAAUAAGACUAUUUACAGGUUGAUUUUGGCGUUAAACAUCUCAUGUUUGAACUUUUAUUUAUAUGAAGCUGUUCAGUUGUGAUUUGAAGGAUACAGAACAGCUGCAUUAUAAUAAGUUAACAGUGUUUUAAGGAAGUAUGCCAUUUUCUCUCCCUACUUUGGUUAAUAUCGGUAUUGGUAUCGGCAGCUACUUAAAGUGAAAGUAUUGAAAUCAGUAUCGGAACUGAAAAAGCUGCUUCCCUACUGUGAGUGAGGUCACUUUUUCACAGAUCUUACCUGUAACGUUAAGCUAACUUUGUGCCACUGUAGGACCUUUCUACAUGAAGACAAGCAGGUGGCAGAUCCUCCUCUAGAAAAGUUCCAUAGUGCAGCUUUAAAGGAAAACUGACUUGUGGGAACAUUCGCUGCUGUACCGCGCUGCCUUCCACAGAACACUUUCCUUGUUUCUGUUUUUUUUUUUUUAAAUAAAUGAAUAGAAGUGUUUUAGAGGGGCAGUGAUCAGUGACUGUACACCGUGUUUUCUGAAAUCUGUCCCCUUUGAGCGCUGUACUGCUACACUUUUAUAACAUUUUGAGGCAAUAA